This is a messenger RNA of Adelges cooleyi (spruce gall adelgid), 909 nucleotides long. Its product is annotated as mitochondrial translation release factor in rescue. Lineage: Eukaryota; Metazoa; Arthropoda; Insecta; Hemiptera; Adelgidae. The coding region runs from base 1 to 453 and encodes 150 amino acids. Gene Ontology annotation, cellular component: mitochondrion. The record is from RefSeq and is a predicted model, not a curated record. Gene Ontology annotation, molecular function: translation release factor activity. The transcript has a single exon. Gene Ontology annotation, biological process: translational termination.
AUGCAAUAUUUAUACAGAAAAUUAGUGUUGUUAGUUGUUCCCAUCAACGGCGUAAAACAGAAUAGAACAUUUGCUUUGAGCCUACACAAAAACAAACACGUUAUUGACCGAUCUCGAGUACCAGUUUUAAAUGAAAACGACUUGGAGGAAACUUGUGUCAAAGGCAGUGGUCCCGGUGGAUCUGCGGUAAAUAAAAAUUCCAAUUGCGUCGUACUGAAACACAAGCCCACCGGUAUCGUCAUUAAAUGUCACGAAUCCAGAUGUGUGGACGAUAACAAAAAGCUGGCUAGAGAGAAGUUAAUCAAUAAGUUAGAUAUAAUACAAAACGGUGAUCAAUCGAUUGAAGCGCAAAAAAAAUCCGUACAAUCGAAAAAAAAUGCCAAUAAAGAAUGGAAACGUAAAAAAAUGGAAGCCUUAAAAAAAGACUGGAUGUCAAGAGAACUGGAAAAGUAGUUUCAAGCCAAUGCCUGCGUGUUUUCCACAUUUUUUCAUUAACAUGAAACAAUUAUCAUUAGGUAUAUGUGAUAAAAUAUUUAAUUAACCUUAAAUGUUUACCAAUAAUUUUGUUUUUAACUUGAAUAGCUUAAAAGAACUUGUUGUUUUUGUUUUAAAAAUUAAGCUUCUAAUAAGGCUUCUAGGCCAUAAGUAUACAGAUAGAAAAGUUUACAAUUUCGUUAAUACCAUACAACGUAUUGAUGGAUAUCGGAUACUUAUGUUACAUGACAGUGUAUGGAUUAUAGUUUUAUACAUGUAAGGCUGAGGAAUUUAUUGAUUUUUUUGUCAACUCGUUUAAAGUAAAACAUUUCAUUAUUAUUAUUAUUGUUGAGGGAAUUUUACGUGGUAUAUCGUAAUAAUACUGAAAUAAAGAUUUCUGAAGCAUCUGGGUAAUUUAAAUUGAUAAACUAUCCA